AUGGCCGUCCACGCCAGUCCAACGCGCUUCAUGGUCCUCUCGGAUACCCACAAUUUCGAGGAGGACCCAAGCAAGCCUUUUCCACUCAGCCAAGAAACGCCCAAGGUGGACGUGGUUUUGCACUGCGGCGACCUCACCCAAGUCGGUGGCUUGUCAGCCUACAAGAAAGCCCUGAAGAUGUUCGAGCAAUUCGAUGCCGAGCUCAAGCUGGUCAUUGCAGGCAACCAUGAUCUCAGCCUCGAUGGCGAAUAUUGGAAAACUCACCUGGAAGAAGACGAUGAGCCCGAGGAGCAUGAUGAAGCUGUGGAGAUCAUGACCCGCGCACUUGCCAAGAAGGCGAAUGUCACCUACCUCACCGAAGGCCUGUACGAGUUCACCCUGAAGAGUGGGUCGAAAUUCUCUAUUUUCGUCUCGCCUUACCAACCUGAGUUUGGUGAUUGGGCUUUCGGCUACCCUCGUAAUUCUGACAGAUGGUCCAUUCCCGAAAACGUGGACAUCGUCAUGACACAUGGCCCGCCACAUGGUAUCCUGGACUUUGGUCACGGCCAGAAUUUCGGAUGUGAAUCUCUUCUGAAGGCUGUCGCUCGAGCACGUCCACUCAUGCACUGUUUUGGCCACAUUCAUGAAGGGUACGGUGCUGUGGUCUCAUCAUGGGAUGCGCGAGAUGCCGAUGAGGCCGUCGAUGUCAGCAUCGCAAAAGCUGGAGAUUCAGACGCUACUGUGCAGCAAAAUAAGCUUGCCCCAGGCCAUGAGACUCUCAUGGUCAACGCUGCAAUCAUGGACGAAAAGAAGCAACCUUCGAAUGCGCCGUGGAUUAUCGAUUUGCCGAUUGCGGCUUCAGACAAGUGA
This is a messenger RNA of Zasmidium cellare ATCC 36951, 849 nucleotides long. RefSeq lists its product as uncharacterized. Gene Ontology annotation, molecular function: hydrolase activity. The record is from RefSeq and is a predicted model, not a curated record. The transcript has a single exon. Bases 1 to 849 code for a protein of 282 amino acids. Lineage: Eukaryota; Fungi; Ascomycota; Dothideomycetes; Mycosphaerellales; Mycosphaerellaceae.